This is a messenger RNA of Osmia lignaria (orchard mason bee), 933 nucleotides long. Lineage: Eukaryota; Metazoa; Arthropoda; Insecta; Hymenoptera; Megachilidae. The record is from RefSeq and is a predicted model, not a curated record.
AAGUUUUUCUGAAUCUCGCGCCAAAACUGAACCGUUUGUUUAGGUUUGAGUGUAGCUGUAACAAUGAUUUAAAUUAAAUUUUAAGUGAAUCAUUCCAAUAUCGAAAAAAUAUUUUUUUUAUUGUUACGAAAAUACUGUGAUUCUAUUGUUUGUGUAUGGAGGGUUUGAAAUGUCUCAACACGGUGCGGCUUUACAAGCGUACAAUCAAGAACUUGUUUAGAAGAAAUGAAAUUAAGACGUAUGGAAUUACAAACUCAGAUUGAGGCUCAAGAAGAUGAAAAAAAUAGUUUGCAAACAGAAAUAGAAAAAUUAUCAUAUAAAUUGACACGUUUAAAUGAUAGCCUAACUAAAAGAAUAGCUGUUAGAAAUGAAUAUGACAGAACCAUUGCUGAUACAGAAACAGCUUAUAUCAAGAUUUUGGAAAGUUCACAGUUAUUACUAAACAUGAUAAAAAAAGAAGCCACAAAUUUAGACCAGACAUUACUUAAAGCAAAUAUGGAUAAACAACAAUAUUGAUCAUAUCAUAAAUAAAUUGAAGAAAAGUGUUUAUUGAACUUAUAUAUUCAAUAACAAAGUAAUUAGUAACAAUCCUAAAAUUACAAAAUUGUAAAUAUUUCUUAAAGUCACUACUUGUAAACUACUUAUUCUUUGAAUCAUAUUUACAUACCAACAUAGUUUCUUCUUUCUUAAUCUGUACACUUAUAAAUACUGGUAUUUUUAUAAUAGAAUUGACCUUAUGAUGUAAUAAUUUUUUCUUACAAAUAAGAUUUAUGAAACAAUAAUUCUUGUCAUACGUUGAUAAAGAUAUUCAAUGUUUACAUUAGUAAUAAUUACGAUCGAUUGUUCCAGUUAGCAGUAUUAUGCAUUAUUUAUAUAAAAAUACCAUAAUAAAUUAUAUUUGGUAUUAUAACUUGUUAUGUACAUAAAGACUGA